UCUCAAUACAUAACUGUCUCUUUGUACGUUACACAAGAGUAGGCUGAGUAGUGUGUGCUAGUUUGAGCCGUCCUCUUUCGGGAACUGUUGUUGACAUUCAGUAAUGAAUGGAACUUGUCAAUGACUCCAAGGGUAAACAUUUUGGAGUGAUUAUUACAAGCGCAUUACCCAAACUUCUAGGUCCUCGCCAAGGAUUGUCUACCCGGGAUGUUCGACCUAACGAAGGAAUGGAAUCUGUCAUUCGCCGGCUGCGGGUUCCUGGGGAUCUAUCACAUCGGAGUGGCCAGCUGCCUGUUGGAACAAGCGCCCUAUCUCAUCAAAGGUGCCACCAAGAUUUACGGGGCUUCGGCCGGUGCCCUAACCGCCUCGGUGCUCGCCAGCCAGGCAUCCAUAGCUAAGUGCUGUGAGGAUGUGAUUGAGACGGCCAAGGAGGCCCGGAAGCGUAACCUGGGUCCCCUCCACCCCUCCUUCAACCUGGUCAAGGUCAUCAGGUCGGGCCUGGAGCGUGACCUGCCCGCCGACGCUCACACACUCGCCUCCGGGAGGCUGUGUGUGUCACUCACUCGCGUGUCUGAUGGACAAAACGUCAUCGUGUCCGAGUUCAAGUCCAAGGAGGAGCUCAUCCAGGCACUGCUGUGUAGCUGUUUCAUCCCCAUAUACUGUGGCCUGAUCCCCCCAUCCUUCCAAGGAGUACGUUAUGUGGAUGGGGGGAUCAGUGACAACCUUCCACAGUCAGAGCUGAAGAACACCAUCAGCAUCUCUCCGUUCUCGGGCGAAAGCGACAUCUGUCCCCGGGACACCUCCUUCAACUUCCACGAGCUUCGUUUCACCAACACCUCCAUCCAGAUUAACCUGGGCAAUAUGUACCGCCUCAGCAAAGCCCUGUUUCCCCCAGAACCCAAGGUCAUGGCAGAGAUAUGUCAGAGUGGCUACAAGGACGCCCUUCGCUUUCUUGAGGAGAACCAUCUGCUGAAGCUGGAGUGUCCGACUGCCGGCCCCAACCCAUCAGAAGCCAUACACACCUGCUGCUGCAAGCCCAUCGCCAUGGAAACCACUAAGGACUGGAUGCUCCGGCGGCUCCGCCUCCUGAGGAAGCGGCACUGGUGGCUGGACGAGCAGAUUGUUGACAACCUGCCGACCCAAAUCAAAAAAGUGUUCUGUGAGGCGUGCCAGCAGAAGCCUGGUCUGUAUGCUAAGGUGUCUGAUAUGCUACCGGUCAGAGUGGCCUCCUACAUGCUCCUGCCCUGCACACUACCUGUGGUAUCAGCCUACUCAGUGGGCAAGAGGUUUGUGGAAUGGAUCCCAGAGGUGCCUGCAGACAUGCGUUGGCUAGCUGGGGUGGCUGGGGAUGUGGCUGGGAGCGUGUACAGACAUGCCUGGAGAGGAUCGCCAGCAGACAUAACCAGUGAUGGUUCCCUGAGGAAUUGCAUGAGCCUGCCCCCACCCCUGGAAAGUGACGGACACAGGGAGAGAAACGGUCACCUCGCCAGGUUCGCUCUCUCUGCUCUUGACCUCCAAAGCCAAUACUGGAACAUCCCCACCGCCCCCUCUUCCGACUGCCCCACCAGCCCCCUCAUGCCCAGCCCCUCCCCACGACAGAUCUGCUUCUUUGUUGGCUCGCAGGACGAGACUGACUGACAGUCCCAUCCACCAAUGAGAGGACACUGUGACUUUGUUUUAAAAGAUGAUAGGACAGUCCAGCUCAAGAUCCCUCCCACAGGGCCUGUCUAUAUGCUAUAGGAACUGUGAAGGGUGGUUUGGGAUGGACAAAAGAUGGUAAUGUGAUCGAAUAGCUUUGAGAUUCAGAACUGUUGCUAUAGACACACUAAUGACUCAAUCAUGUCUUUUGAUCACUCCACCAUCCAUGUUUUAUUCUAUUGUACACAUUGGAAAACAAUUUACCAGCUCACCACCAAAGACCUCUGCAAGUGAAUUAUUUUUUGGAAUUACACAUUUUGUAACUAACUAUGUCUAGUUUUUCCAGAUAACUUGUUGUCACUACAACUCUACUUACCUACCUAUCUAUAGGAAGGAGCUAUAGGAUGACCGGCUCAUUGUAAUGGCUGGAAUAGAAUGUAUGGAACGAUAUCAAACACAUCAAACAUAUGGAAACCAUGUUUGACUUCGUUCCAUUAAUUCCAUUCCAGCCAAUAUAAUGAGCCUGUCGUCAUAAAGCUCCUCCCACCAGCCUCCUUUGUUACUGUCGUGGAAUAUUGCCUCAAAAAUAUAACACUCUUACAAGAACUUGUGAAUUCAAUGUAGGCUUUAAUACAAAGUAGCAAAGCCGAGCUUUGCUCUUAUACACAUACAGCAUAUGGGUACAUCCCAUAUGUAAAUGCAGUUACUAGCCUUAGUCCUUCUGCCACCAUUAUCUUUUAGUCCGAGUUCUUUGCUUGUUUACGCCCAGUAACGCCCAUCUCUGCUUCUGGUUAGGUUAUAAUGGUGGCAGGGCCCCUUAUGUCAUACAAAAAAUAAUAUAUUUAUUGUAUACUUAUAUUUCACCUGUUGGUCAUUUUACCACCAUCCUCCUUCCUGUGUCCUUCUGACAUUAGUAUGUCUGACUGUCAUAAAUGUACUUAUGGCCCUGACUUAAUGCAUCCAAUGGUUGUGUCCAGCUGCCAUAAAUGUACUUAUAGCCUCAGCUAAUAUAUGUCCAGAUGCAACCAAUGUACUUAUAGCCUCAGCUAAUGUAUGUCCAGAUGCAACCAAUGUAACCAUUGUUCUUGUGUUUCCUUAACAUAGCAGUUGUACCUAGUUACAUUACAUUAACAUAGCAGUUGCACCUAGCUACAUAACAUUAACUCCCACACUACCUACCUACCGACAGUACACAAGAGGUUGGUAGCACCUUAAUUGGGGGGAUGGGCUCGUGGUAAUGGCUGGAGCGGAAUUAGGGGAAUGGUAUGAAAUACAUCAAACACAUGGUUUCCAUGUAUUUGGUGCCAUUCCAUUAUUAUGAGCUGUUCUUCCCUCAGCAGCCUCCUUUGCUACAGUACCUACUUACCUGUGUUCAGUUAGAUGUAGAAUUCAUUCCUCAUUCCUAACGGACUGUUGACUUGAGUUGACGUUGACUUCCUUGACUAUGAGCUGUGUGUUUUCCUGACUACUAUUAGACAGGACCCUUGAACUAACUAUGAACUAUUUUGAUGAGCUGUUAUGUCAAGAAAAUUGAGUUACAAAACCAUGAUGCAUCUGCAAAAAUCAUUCUGAGGACUAAGAUAUCUAGUUUUUGGGAAAGUUUCUUAUUUUAAAUACAUUUGACAUUUUUGCCAGAAUUCUGUACAUUUUUACAGCAAAUUCUCUUUAUGAAAAUCCAUUCGGAUUAAAUUCUCGGGUAAUUAUUUUUUUUUAAUCUUUAGAAAAACGAAUUUAUAUAAAUAAAACACAAAAUAUUUGCUGUA
Messenger RNA from Salmo salar (Atlantic salmon), 3401 nucleotides. Its product is annotated as patatin-like phospholipase domain-containing protein 2. Gene Ontology annotation, biological process: lipid homeostasis; triglyceride catabolic process; positive regulation of triglyceride catabolic process. Gene Ontology annotation, cellular component: lipid droplet; cytoplasm; membrane. The record is from RefSeq and is a predicted model, not a curated record. Lineage: Eukaryota; Metazoa; Chordata; Actinopteri; Salmoniformes; Salmonidae. Gene Ontology annotation, molecular function: triacylglycerol lipase activity.